UAACCGUGGAUCCAUCCAGCACAAACUGUGUCCAAAAGUAUGUGAUUUGGAUCCAGAAAGCUGUGAAUUGUUGAAGAGAGAGAAACAGACUGUCUAGACAAACAAGGUUUUUCUCUUCCAUGCUUCAUCAGCAGUUCCUUGAUGUUUGGAAAGUUCUGAGACCCACCCUGUCAGACCACUUGUAACCAGUGCCUAAGACUACAAGAACGUAUGUGUGGAAGAACCUUUCCUUGAAGGAAGUGUCCCUUGCUAUACUGUGGAAACUCCGUGCAAGCCUUGCCAGGCAGGAGAGUAAUUUGUGCUUCUGUUGGCGCUUGUUUGUAAUCUCUGCUUCUUAUGCACUCCAGCACCCCUAUCAGUUCCUUGUUCUCCUUCACCAGCCCUGCAGUGAAGAGGCUGCUGGGCUGGAAACAAGGAGAUGAAGAAGAAAAGUGGGCAGAAAAAGCUGUCGAUUCCUUGGUGAAGAAGUUAAAGAAGAAAAAGGGUGCCAUGGAAGAACUGGAAAGGGCUCUGAGCUGCCCGGGUCAGCCCAGUAAAUGUGUCACGAUCCCACGUUCCUUGGAUGGGCGGCUGCAGGUGUCUCACCGCAAGGGGCUUCCCCAUGUCAUAUAUUGCAGAGUGUGGCGCUGGCCUGAUUUACAAUCUCACCAUGAGUUGAAACCACUGGAAUGUUGUGAAUUCCCGUUUGGCUCAAAACAAAAAGAAGUGUGCAUUAACCCCUACCAUUACCGGCGGGUGGAAACCCCAGUCCUGCCUCCUGUACUCGUUCCAAGACACAGUGAGUUUAACCCUCACCUCAGCCUCCUUGCCAAGUUUCGAAACACUUCUCUGCACAGUGAGCCACUGAUGCCGCACAAUGCCACCUAUCCUGAUUCUUUCCAGCAUCCUCCAUGCACCCCUUUUCCGUCAUCACCCAGCCACAUGUUUUCCCAGUCACCUAACAGCAUCAGCUAUCCCAACUCACCAGAAAGCUCUUCUGGACCAGGAAGUCCCUAUCAGCUCACAGUGGAAACUCCACCUCCGCCCUACCACACAAGAGAACCUGCAGGAAUGCACAAUGGACGGUCAAUGGAUGCAAUAGCUGAAAGUCAACUAGUGCUGUCUUUGCCCAAUGGAGGUAAAUCUGCCGAUGGAGAACCUGAAAACUUUCGGCCUGUUUGUUAUGAGGAACCCCAACACUGGUGCUCAGUUGCCUACUAUGAACUCAACAACCGCGUAGGGGAGACUUUCCAGGCUUCCUCUCGAAGCAUCCUUAUAGAUGGAUUUACAGAUCCCUCAAAUAACAAAAACAGGUUCUGCCUGGGUCUGCUGUCAAAUGUAAACCGCAACUCUACUAUAGAAAACACCAGGAGACACAUAGGAAAAGGUGUUCAUCUUUACUACGUUGGCGGGGAAGUUUAUGCUGAAUGUGUCAGUGACAGCAGUAUUUUUGUGCAAAGCCGCAACUGUAACUACCAGCAUGGUUUCCACCCAGCCACUGUCUGCAAGAUCCCCAGUGGCUGCAGCCUCAAGAUCUUCAACAACCAGCUCUUCGCCCAGCUGCUUGCCCAGUCAGUCAAUCAUGGUUUUGAAGUGGUGUAUGAGCUGACCAAGAUGUGUACUAUUCGAAUGAGCUUUGUUAAAGGCUGGGGAGCAGAGUAUCAUCGCCAAGAUGUUACAAGCACACCCUGCUGGAUUGAGAUCCACCUGCAUGGACCGUUGCAAUGGCUGGAUAAGGUGCUGACACAGAUGGGCUCACCUCACAACCCCAUCUCCUCAGUCUCUUAAGAAUCAUGUCUAGAAUUUCUUGAGGAUGGAUGCUAUUGCAGGCAGUGGCUUAUAGAAUUCCCAGUGAACAGAAGCUUCUAUAUGUAGAUGUAUGUAGAUGUAAAUAUAUCUAUACAUAGUCUACUCCCUUUUUUUUUUCAUGCUGCAUUUUGUGGUUUCUAGUUACUCUGAUGCCAGUACAACAAGUUUAGAAAUUCAGGUAUAGCAUAUCUGUUCUCUAGUGCAAAAUAAGCCAAAUUCCUGCAAAAGUGUCAAACAUUUCCUGUGAACAUCUUCAUUCCCCAGCCAAGCCAGUAAAUGGUGCGAAUUCUCAGCACUUCCAUGUGGGUUCGGAAACCUGGCUGUAGCUGUUCCUAGUAGGUGAAAUUCACCCCUCUGCAGGCAACCAAAGUCAGAUCUCUAUGCCAUUUAUAUCCAUUUUACAUCCUAAUUUCAGGUCUAAAAGAGGACCUUAGAUGGUGCACAGGACUUAUGCAUAGAGAUGACUUUUAUCUAGUGAACUGAAGGACUAAAUUGCAAUUCCAGUCUGACUCCCUACUGCAAAGCAUGAUGGGACAACAAAUCCUCUGAGGAGCUGAGGCACCCGCAUCUCCCCUAGGAUUUGGCAGGAGGAGAGAGCCCUCAGGACACACUCAGCACUGGAGCCUUAUCAGAGCAUUCUGGACACCUCCAAGUAAUCUGUUACUGUUGACACAGUAGGGUAUGGUACUGCUGCACUGAAAAGCAACAAGCUCCUAAGAAAAAAAUAAUUGAAAUAUAUGCCUAUGAGUUAAAAAACUAAUUAACUUCCAGUGCUUUUUUGCAAAGUACAUACAUACUUGCAUAUGUAUCCGGCAUGUAAACUGAAUCCUAUCCAUGAUACAGUAUUGAUGUAGUUUGUUUUAAAGUUAGGACUGUCUGUAGGUAGAAUACUGUGCUGCCCCCCUCAAAGGGGCUUGAACUGUGAUUCAGAAAAGGGAAAUGAAGUGUGCAUUGAAGAAGCAAAUAAUUACUUUAUCAUUCUUCUUGGGAUAGUCUCCAUACUGGGAGCAGGAAGCCCCAUGCCCACAGGAUGCAAAGAGAAGGAGGUGAGAGUCAGCCACAUCCAUCCCCUAUACUGGGCCAGUCCUUGGGAUCUGACUGCAUCACUCGGGUCUAACAGAGAGAGGGCUUCCCUGCCAGUCACUCACAAAUGGUUUCUCGUCUUAGAUACAGGUUCCAUCAUUUGCUGUGCUUUUGCCUUGCCUGCAGGUGAUGGUGAGGCAAUGUAAGCUGUGAACAAGCAAAGAGUGAAUCGAUGUGCAGAACCUUGUCUGUGUUCCUUCUGUAAGGGUAUUGCCCAUACCCUCAUCCACAGAGCCAGCCUUACAAAAUGCUGUUCACUUUGUAACCUUUUCUGAGGAGACAGGUAAAACUCUUAAUACAUUUUGAUUGUCUCCAUCAUUUUGCUGAAAGAAUCGAGUAUUAUUUCAAGGCAUAACAGUUUACUGAAAAUUGUUUUGCUUUAAGGAUCAGAAAGAGUGAUAACUUCUCCAAUCUCAUUCCUCCACGGAAUACACUAGAAGUGUAUUUUUUCAUGAGAAAAAAAAUGUUUUACAGAAUGUUUCUUUUCUUCUCACACAAUAUCUGGUGCUACACAUUUUGUUGCAUAAUUUGAAGAGGAUGCCUGAAAUCUUCAGCUAUAUCACAUAUGCAAAGGAAAUAACAUUCACUGGAAAGACAGUAAGUGAACUAACAGUGUUAUUUCAUUUCAGUGCAUCUUCAGCUGCCUGCAGAAUUUGCAGGACACAGAAGGAUAAAUUAUUGUUAGGUUUGAGCAGUAAUAGCAAGUUGUAUAUGAAAUUUGUACAUGCGAAGAACCCUGUUCUGUCACCAUUUGACGUCAGAGGUGUCACUGUGAGAUAGGAAAGUCUCUUGCAGCAAUGAAAUACAAUGAUAAUAUUACACAGAAAUUCCAGGUGUGCCAUUUACUGUUUAGCAGACUUGAGAGACAUCAGUUUGGAAAAAUGCAUUUUCCUCAGCUCCCUCUGUCAUCAGUGACCCUGUACCAAGGUACUGGUAACAUGUUUUUUAGCAUGUUUAUUGCACCUCCAGUAGCACCUUUGCUCUGGGAUGAGCACCUUUUCAUGUAGUUCAUUUCUUUGCUUUCUUAGCAGCUAAGGACAGAGAAAAUCACCUCUCCUGUCUAGGAUCUAGCUCUGUCUUUUAUCCUAGGUUCUUCCUUGCCUUUUAGGCUGAAACCUCCUUCCCUUCUAAUAUAAGCUUUUAUAGAGAGAAGACAUUCCCAGCAUUGUCAUCUUCCUCACAGAGAGCAAAAAGGAGAUGUUGUGAGGUGUAUCUGCUCUUGCGCAGCUCCAGAACCUAAUUUCUGCCAAUGCUGAAAAAUUGGCCAGUGAAGAGAAGCAGGUCCUUUUGGGACAUCAUUCAUUUCAUCAUAAGACAGGCAUUUCAAGUAGGUGAAACUGUACUUUGGGCAUGCUUAUGUUUUCCCACUGAGUAUAAGGGGAACUUGUGUCACUAGCGCAAAUGUGGACUGCUACACUGGGCAUUCCAAAAGUAGAUGAGGUGGACCCUAAGGAAGAUGUGGUAGCUUUCCCAGGCUAAUAACAAUGCUUGCUCAGUUAAGUGUCUGUGUUGUUUGAAUAAAAGUUGGUAAAAUCAGAGCAGUUCUUUCUUUCCUGUAUGUCUACUUUUAUAGUAAUCCUUAUAUGAAUGGAAUUUGGCUUCCAUGCAGUCCAUACAUGCAUCUCAUUUAAGGCAGUCACCUUAAUACUAUCUUACUAAUAAGUAAAGAGGAAUCUCUGAAGCAUGAUUCUUCUGACCUAUGUAAAACAUCUGUAUUAGAAUGAAAUGAAUUUCAGCAAAUAUAACUAUUUGUCAAAAAUUGGAUCAAAGCACCUGAUUCUGGGCAAUUGAAGCCAAUGGCCAUCACAGAGUUGUUAGCCUUUUAGGAAGGCUGGUAUCACUGUGUCAACUAUUUCUUCCUGUUUUGGUGGCCUCUGGGGACUUAUCCCACCAUGUGGGAUGCUAUGCAAACACAGAAAAGCUGACAGCUCCUUCCCAAGUGAAGGGGAGAACUCACAGAGAAGUGAUAAUAGUGAAUGAGGAAAACAAGUAUAUAGGAAGAUAAUCCCUGCCCAGAUGCAGAGAUAAAAAGUAAGGUUAUUAAACCAUUUAUUUCCCUUUCUUUUUGAACAAAGUUUCUUUUACAGGCUUCUCUAAUAUAUGUGAAUUGAACUUGGUUAAAAAUUCAGGUUUCUCUUAAUUUACAGCAGUGUAACUUUGUAUCUCUAAUGUCUCCCCAUUUUGGAAGGAGAUAUUUGCUGCUGAAAGGUCUUCAUAAACCUGUCCACCUGUAGUCAAUUUAAGGCCUUUAAAUGUACUCACUAAGCUUUGGAGGUAGUCUUCCUGAGAGAUUUAAACCCACUUACAGGGAGACUACAAUCAGUUGACCAGGGGGUGGAGCCAAGGUAGUUUCCUGGAGAUUUAAACUGCUCCAGGGAGUGCAAGUGACCUGGAGUGGGCAAACAGGGAUGUGGCAUGUCAGUGAGGUCGUGGCAUGGCAGUUCGCACAGGCAGGGGAAGCAGGAAGGGCACAGCCACCCUCCCAGCUCUCUCUGGUGGGUUGUGAUGUAGGUGGGUGGCUGUGGUUUCUUUGUUUUUUCCUGCAAGUCAACUAGACCCAGCAAUGGUUUACAAACGAGCAAAAGCUGCUGGUGCUGCUAUCAGGGGUAGUGUGCUAACCCAGACAGAACCCCUAGAAGGAUGUGGCUGUUCAGGCCUCUGGCUGCAUAGAGUGUCUGAGCCUGGCAUUAGUACCAGAGGACAGUGUGAGAGACGCCUGUGUACGAUGUGAGCAGGUGAAUGAUUUGCUGUGCUUAGUGGCAGAGCUCAAGGAAGAAGUAGAGAGGCUAAGAAGUAUUGGGGAGAGUGAAAGGGAAAUAGGCUGGUGGAGUCAUACCCUUUCCACCCCAAACGAAGUCCAGCAGGAGACA
Molecule: messenger RNA, 5741 nt
Organism: Neopelma chrysocephalum (saffron-crested tyrant-manakin)
Lineage: Eukaryota; Metazoa; Chordata; Aves; Passeriformes; Pipridae
Gene: SMAD9
Product: SMAD family member 9
Exons: 7
Coding region: 337-1767 (476 amino acids)
Biological process (GO): transforming growth factor beta receptor signaling pathway; regulation of transcription by RNA polymerase II; anatomical structure morphogenesis
Cellular component (GO): heteromeric SMAD protein complex
Molecular function (GO): DNA-binding transcription factor activity, RNA polymerase II-specific; I-SMAD binding; RNA polymerase II cis-regulatory region sequence-specific DNA binding
Source: RefSeq, a predicted model, not a curated record